Penicillium malachiteum is the source of this 1227-nucleotide messenger RNA. Its product is annotated as metallophosphoesterase family protein. Gene Ontology annotation, molecular function: hydrolase activity, acting on ester bonds. NCBI's taxonomy places the organism in Eukaryota, Fungi, Ascomycota, Eurotiomycetes, Eurotiales, Aspergillaceae. Bases 1 to 1227 code for a protein of 408 amino acids. The record is from RefSeq and is a predicted model, not a curated record. The transcript is spliced from 2 exons. Gene Ontology annotation, cellular component: cytoplasm.
AUGUGGCACGCACUAGCUCUCACUGCUCUCUUCGCAGCGCCAUCCCUUCAAAGCGCCAUCCCGAAGAAGUUCUCUCCUCUGAAGUUCGCAAAGGAUGGUACUUUCCAGAUCGCAGUCCUUGAAGAUCUGCACUUCGGAGAAAAUGCAUGGGACACAUGGGGCCCUGAGCAGGACGUGAAUUCCGUGACGGUCAUCAAUAGAAUCCUGAAUGCCGAAUCUCCAGACCUCGUUGUACUCAACGGUGACUUGAUCACCGGUGACAAUGCCUUCCUGCAGAAUGCCACCGUUUACAUUGAUGAGAUCGUGGCUCCACUAGUUGAGCGCGGAUUAACAUGGGCAUCUACCUAUGGUAACCACGACAGUUCCUACAAUCUCUCUCGCGAGGCAAUCCUGGAACGCGAACACCUCUGGUCAAACUCCCGUACCGAGAAAAUGGUUUCCGGUCGUGAUGCAGGCGUGUCAAAUUACUAUCUCCCUGUUUACGCAUCCGAUGACAGCAAAUUCGAUGGUGCGCCCGAGAUGCUUCUCUGGUUCUUUGAUAGUCGUGGUGGAUACUACUACCAGGAACUCGAUUCAAAUGGCGAUGAAGUUGCGCAGCCCAAUUGGGUCGACGAGAGUGUCGUGAACUGGUUUACCAAGACCAACAAGGAGCUUGUGAACAAGUAUAAGAAGACUAUUCCUUCGCUUGUUUUCGUGCAUAUCCCCACCAAUGCUUCUCUGGCUGCGCAGACUGAGAUUGGAAUCAACGCCGAAAAGGAGCCUGGUAUCAAUGAUGAUUAUACCCUGGCUCAACAAGGAGAGGGUUGGUGCGCUGAUGGUAAUGAUGAUGGAUCAUGCACCUAUGGUGGCCAGGAUGUGCCAUUUAUGAAGGCCCUUGUUGAGACUGAGGGUAUCAUUGGUGUGUUUUCCGGCCAUGACCACGGAGAUACUUGGUGCUACAAGUGGGAUACUUUGAUUGAGGGUAUGGAUGUCAAGGGUAACGGUAUCAAUCUCUGCUUUGGGCAGCAUUCUGGAUAUGGUGGAUAUGGAAGCUGGAUUCGUGGAUCGAGACAGAUUCUCGUUACCGAAUCAAAGCUUAAGGAGAAGGUCAUCGAUACGUGGAUUCGAUUGGAGUCGAAUGGAACCACGGGUGCUGUCUCGCUGAAUGCCACCUAUGGUGAGGAUGAUUACCCCGAGACUGUUGAUCUCCUCUCCUCUUGCCCGACUUGUGAAUAUACCCUCUACUAG